This is a messenger RNA of Sorex fumeus (smoky shrew), 4518 nucleotides long. It is a transcript of the gene CNTNAP5, whose product is annotated as contactin associated protein family member 5. The record is from RefSeq and is a predicted model, not a curated record. The transcript has 24 exons. Lineage: Eukaryota; Metazoa; Chordata; Mammalia; Eulipotyphla; Soricidae. Bases 87 to 4007 code for a protein of 1306 amino acids.
GAAAAGAAGAAGAAGGGGAAGAAGCAGCCGCGUCUGGCGCCUGCAAAUUUGGGAUUCGUUUGGGAGGGACCGCGCACCCUGGGGAAAUGGAUUCUGUACCAAGGCUCACCAGCGUUUUCACUUUGCUGUUUUCCGGCUUGUGGCAUUGGGGAUUAACGGCGACAAAUUAUAACUGUGAUGAUCCAUUAGCAUCUCUACUCUCUCCAACGGCUUUUUCCAGUUCCUCAGAUCAUGCUGGGACUCACAGUCCAGCUCAACUCAACCGAAGAGUUGGAACUGGUGGUUGGUCCCCAGCAGAUUCCAAUGCUCAGCAGUGGCUGCAGAUGGAUCUGGGUAACAGAAUGGAAAUUACAGCAGUGGCCACGCAGGGAAGAUACGGAAGUUCUGACUGGGUAACAAGUUAUAGCCUGAUGUUCAGUGACACAGGACGCAACUGGAAACAGUACAAACAAGAAGAUAGCAUCUGGACCUUUGCUGGGAACAUGAAUGCAGAUAGCGUGAUGCACCACAAACUAGCACACUCUGUGAGAGCCCGCUUUGUUCGCUUUGUACCCCUGGAAUGGAAUCCAAAUGGAAAGAUUGGCAUGAGGGUUGAAGUCUACGGGUGCUCCUAUAAAUCAGAUGUUGCUGACUUUGAUGGACGAAGCUCCCUCCUGUACAGGUUCAAUCAGAAGCUGAUGAGUACUCUCAAAGAUGUCAUCUCUCUGAAGUUUAAGAGUAUGCAAGGAGACGGGGUCCUGUUCCAUGGAGAAGGUCAACGUGGAGACCAGAUCACCCUGGAGCUCCAGAAAGGAAGACUCAUCUUGCACCUCAAUUUGGAUGACAGCAAACCUCGGCUCAGCAGCAGCCCACCCUCAGUCACCCUGGGCAGCCUCCUGGAUGACCAGCACUGGCACUCGGUCCUCUUAGAGCGGGUCGGCAAACAGGUGAACUUCACUGUGGACAAGCACACUGUGCACUUCCGGACCAAAGGCGAGGCGGAUGCCCUAGACAUUGACUAUGAGCUUAGUUUUGGAGGAAUUCCAGUACCAGGCAAACCAGGGACCUUUUUAAAGAAAAACUUCCAUGGAUGUAUUGAAAACCUUUACUACAAUGGAGUGAACAUAAUUGACCUCGCUAAAAGAAGAAAGCAUCAGAUCUACACUGUGGGCAAUGUCACUUUUUCCUGCUCCGAACCACAAAUUGUUCCCAUCACUUUUGUCAACUCUAGCAGCAGUUAUUUGCUGCUGCCUGGAACUCCCCAAAUUGAUGGGCUUUCAGUGAGUUUCCAGUUUCGAACAUGGAACAAGGAUGGUCUGCUUCUGUCCACAGAGCUCUCUGAGGGCUCAGGGACCCUGCUGCUGAGCCUGGAGGGUGGAACCCUGAGACUCGUGAUUCAGAAAGCGACAGAAUAUUCAACUGAAAUUCUCACAGGCAGCAACUUGAAUGAUGGCUUGUGGCAUUCAGUUAGCAUCAAUGCCAGAAGGAACCGCAUCACCCUCACUCUGGAUAAUGAUGCAGCUUCCCCUGCUCAGGACACUCCCCGGGUGCAUAUUUAUUCUGGAAAUAGCUACUACUUUGGAGGGUGCCCUGACAGUCUCACCGAUUCCCAAUGUUUAAAUCCCAUUAAAGCUUUCCAAGGCUGCAUGAGGCUCAUCUUUAUUGAUAACCAGCCCAAGGACCUCAUUUCAGUUCAGCAAGGUUCCCUGGGGAAUUUUAGUGAUUUACACAUUGAUCUGUGUAGCAUCAAAGACAGAUGUUUGCCAAACUACUGCGAACACGGAGGAAGAUGCUCCCAGUCCUGGACUAACUUCUACUGUAAUUGCAGUGACACAGGUUACACUGGGGCCACCUGCCAUAACUCCCUGUAUGAGCGAUCCUGCGAAGUGUACAGGCACCAAGGGAACACAGCGGGUUUCUUCUACAUUGACACUGAUGGCAGUGGGGCAGUGGAGCCCCUCCAGGUUUACUGCAAUAUCACGGAGGAUAAGAUCUGGACAUCUGUGCAGCAUAAUAUCACAGAGCUGACCCGUGUGCAGGGUGCCAACCCUGAGAAACCGUACACGAUGGCUUUGGACUAUGGUAGCAGCAUGGAUCAACUGGAGGCUCUGAUUGAGGGCUCAGAACAUUGUGAACAAGAGGUAGCCUAUCACUGCAGGAGGUCCCGCCUGCUCAACACUCCAGAUGGAACGCCAUUUACGUGGUGGAUUGGGCGCUCCAAUGAAAGGCAUCCUUACUGGGGAGGUGCCCCUCCUGGCGUUCAACAAUGUGAAUGUGGCCUGGAUGAGAGUUGCUUGGACAUUCGACAUUUUUGCAAUUGUGAUGCAGACAAGGAUGAAUGGACAAAUGAUACUGGAUUUCUCUCCUUCAAAGACCACUUGCCUGUCACUCAGAUAGUUAUCACUGAUACCAACAGAACAAACUCAGAAGCUGCUUGGAGAAUAGGUCCCUUGCGUUGCUAUGGCGACCGACACUUCUGGAACGCAGUCUCAUUUUAUACAGAAGCCUCGUACCUCAACUUUCCUACUCUCCAUGCUGAAUUCAGUGCUGAUAUUUCCUUCUUUUUUAAAACGACAGCUUUAUCUGGAGUUUUUCUAGAAAACCUCGGCAUUAAAGAUUUCAUUCGGCUUGAAAUCAGCUCUCCUGCAGAGGUCACUUUUGCCAUUGAUGUUGGGAAUGGUCCCAUAGAGCUCAUAGUCCAAUCUCCUACUCCUCUCAAUGAUAACCAAUGGCAUUAUGUUCGAGCUGAGAGGAAUCUGAAAGAGGCCUCACUCCAGGUGGACAGCCUACCGAAGAUGACCAAAGAGACUUCAGAAGAAGGAUAUUUCCAACUGCAACUGAAUAGCCCAUUGUUUGUAGGGGGAACAUCAUCAAGACAGAAAGGCUUCUUGGGAUGCUUACGCUCCUUACACUUGAAUGGGCAGAAACUGGACCUGGAGGAGAAGGCCAAGGUCACAAGUGGAGUCCGGCCAGGGUGUCCUGGUCAUUGCAGCAGUUAUGGAAGCACCUGUCAUAAUGGGGGCAAGUGUGUGGAAAAGCACAGUGGAUACUUCUGUGAUUGCACUAAUUCACCAUAUGAAGGUCCCUUUUGCAGAAAAGAAGUUUCUGCGCUUUUUGAGGUUGGCACUUCAGUAACUUACAUGUUUCAAGACCCCUAUCCUGUCACCAAAAAUAUAAAUCUCUCAUCCUCGUCAAUAUACAUAGAUGCAGCUCCGUCCAAGGAAAGCAUUGCAUUUAGCUUUAUGUCAGCCCAGUCACCCAGUCUCUUGCUCUAUGUUAAUUCUUCUCAGGACUACCUGGCCAUUGUGCUCUGCAAAAAUGGAAGCCUACAGGUUCGUUAUCAGUUAAAUAAGGAAGAAACCCACGUAUUCACUAUUGAUGGUGAAAACUUUGCUGACAGAAGGAUGCAUCACUUGAAGAUUAACCGAGAAGGAAGAGAGCUUACCAUACAGAUGGAUCAGCAACUCAGACUCAGUUAUAAUUUCUCUCCAGAAGUUGAUUUCAGGCCUGUAAGGUCACUCACAUUGGGCAAAGUCACAGAGAAUUUUGGAUUAGAUCCUGAGGUCGCUAAAGCAAAUACCGUGGGUUUUGUUGGAUGCCUGUCUUCAGUUCAGUACAACCAUAUAGCACCAUUGAAGGCAGCCCUGCGUCACACCACCAUUGCACCUGUGACUAUACAAGGGACCUUGACUGAAUCUAGCUGCAACUCCAUGAUGGUCUCAGAUGUGAAUGCAGUGACCACUGUGCAUUCUUCAUCAGAUUCAUUUGGGAAGACAGAUGAGAGAGAGCCUCUCACCAAUGCAGUUCGGAGUGAUUCGGCAGUCAUUGGAGGAGUGAUAGCAGUGGUGAUAUUUAUCAUCUUCUCCAUCAUUGGCAUCAUGACCCGAUUCCUAUAUCAGCAUAAGCAGUCACAUCGUACUAACCAAAUGAAGGAGAAAGAAUAUCCAGAAAAUUUGGACAACUCCUUUAGAAAUGACAUUGAUUUGCAAAACACAGUGAGCGAGUGUAAGCGGGAAUAUUUCAUUUGAACAACUGCUAAAUCACCUACUAUAUUUUAUUGUUAACCUUUACUCCUUCUUGUUCUCCUGUCUUUUAAUUUUGCUGAUUUUCUUGAUAUAAUUUGUGUGCCAUUUGUUUUUGGAACAUUCUUGCAUCCACUGCAGAAUUUUUUCACUUGAUCCAGUCCAGAAGACCAGGCAGCUAUAAACACUGCCUUCCUCUUUGACAAACUACUCAAGAGAUUGACUUUACUACUCUAGAUAAGAAGAAGCACUUGUAUGUACAUGUGCAUAUUCAAUUCUGUAUUUCCGAUUUCUAAGAUAUACUCUUUUAUUUCAUAGCCAUCCAGUCUUGAAGGCUUACUUUCAAUCUGGUGUAUAUUUAGACAAUUAGUAGUCAUCCUUGACAUCUUCCCCCAUCUCAAGUCCCUUCCUCUUAGGGAACUCAGGGUAGAGAGAGAAGAUGUUAAACACCUGCUUUAAUGACAUUUUAAAGGGAAAAGGAGAGGAAAUGUUUUAUAUUAAUUUUCUUAGACAUAGG